This is a messenger RNA of Daldinia caldariorum, 2554 nucleotides long. RefSeq lists its product as uncharacterized. The coding region runs from base 1 to 2388 and encodes 795 amino acids. The record is from RefSeq and is a predicted model, not a curated record. NCBI's taxonomy places the organism in Eukaryota, Fungi, Ascomycota, Sordariomycetes, Xylariales, Hypoxylaceae. The transcript is spliced from 4 exons.
AUGCUACCACCAAAUCUUGUUAGCACAUAUCAGCAGUAUAAGAAUGAUACCGAUUCUGUUGCUGGCUGGCUCGCAUCUACGGCAAAGGCAGUUGGCUAUCUACCCAGUUCCUUAGCUCAACAACUGGCAAAGGGGACAAGUGCACGCCUAAAAGGUAAAGCGAGGGCUGAGGCCAAGAAGCAAGCUUCUUCGUCUACCGAACCGGCACCGGGCAACAGGUAUAUCAUUAAGAUCAGUGAUUUCGUACCCCUAGCAGAAUUCAUAGCGUCCAAGCCCGACAUAUCUAUACCAAACUCCCUUCUCGCUACACUGCGUCGAGUUAUUGUUGCCCGUGGAGGCUUCAAUGAAAAGCUUGCCAACGAAGGAGCAUCCGCGGAUGAGAGAUCAGAUGCAAAGCACGGCUAUUUUCUCAGCGUCCUUAGGAAGGUGCAUGAAAUUUUAAUACCCAAAACAAGCACCACAGCUUCUUCCCUUGCAAUUUUGACAGAUAAGCUAUACGCAGACGCGGAGGCGGAGGCGGAGACUACCGGCGAUGACUUUUCCAACCGAUUUGCAGGCUUAAAGCUUUACGAACCAUCGGAAGAUUUCCUCAAUGCCCCUGACAUUGAGAGACCGAAAGUCCACGAAGGCGAUAGUGGAACGUACGAGUCAGAGCCGCCUUCAUCUCUCGAGGAUCUUUACAUCGCUUUGACAAUGUUAAUGAAUGAUCUCAACAAGAUACGAUCUCGCACCGAAUGGAUAUGGACUAAUUAUCGAGAUGGGUUUUUCGAUUUGGCUGCAUGUGCGGUUACAACUAACACCGCCAUUGAUUUGGCACGGAAGCUCAUGGAAGAUGUAGUGCCAAUGUUUGACAGCCAUGGUGGGUUAUGGGAAGUCAUGAAUAGAUACCAUAUCAUCCAGGUGAUGAUGAAGGGAUACCAGCCUUUUGGUCUCUCGUCUGACGUUAAGGACAACUUCAACUACGACACGUACGACAUUGCGAGUAACACUUACAUUUUAACCUAUAGACUCCUGGAAGCGUUUACAAGGGUCGUGCAACCUCGGGUCGUCCCAUUGUACAAGGAGGGGAUGUAUGGUUACUACGACCCCCAAAGCGACCGUGACUCUAAGUCUGGCUACCAGAAAUUCGAAGAGGAUAGAGUGCUACAUAUGCAGUUCUUCACAGAGCUCAUGGCUGUGGAACGUGCAGUUCGCGACUACCCGGUUGAAGACGAAUUCUUGCGUGGGAUCAAGGAGCUAGCCAGUACUAAAGAAGUGCCAUUUUAUCUUGUCUUUGCCGCCCAGAUCUUCCCUGAUAUUCAUUAUAUUCUUCGAGAAAACGUCGAUCGUGGAUUCGACACACUCGAAAUGAACCUUCGCUUUUUGGACCGGGAAAUCGAGGAACACUUUAAAUUCCAUAAGGACCUGAAAAUCGGCAACUGGGGAGCCGGCAACGACAAAAUAGUACGGCACCUUCAAGCGAGAAUACAAUGGAUGCUGGCAGAUCCCGUAUAUCGCGAGCCCGUUCCAACCUCCAUGGAACCGCAUUUAUUGUUAAAGAUGUCACCGGUUCUUAGCGGCCUUGUACUCUACCAUUUUCGAUCAUCCAUGUGGGAGAUGGGUAUCGCACUCGCAGACGCAUGGGGCUCUAUUACUUACUCAUCACAUCUGUACAACGCCCUACAGAGUCAGAGACUCAUGUCAGACCGCUGGUCGGAUAUGGACAUGGUAAGAACGUUGAUAGGAGAUUCCAGAUUCUUCGUUGGAGAUACUCCAGAUACUCUGGAUGAGUGCUUCAAGAAGUUCUGCCUCCCAGUGGGCACAACAGCAGCAGCAUUUACUAAGAAACGGCGGCAAAACUUGCCGCUGACUUCUCGAUCGGGUCCUCGAGGGAUCAAGGAUGGCGCACCACAUAUCGCUAAGGUCGUCGACCUUAGCCUGUGGGAGACGGAGGGUUCAGAGGAAGAGGGCACUUUGAUACUAGGACAAGCCGAUCCCGAGAAGUUGAAAUCAAAGCCGAAGUCCAGAAAGGCUAACAAGUCCUUGGUAUUGCCGCCAGAAGAACUCAUCAGGGCCCUGAUGUUCGCGUUGCAAGGUGAAUCGCUCGAGUUAACGCUCCCUUAUACCGCAAUGCACCGUGAAUGCUGGGAACUCUUACGAGCCGUACGGAAGCAUUGUGACCCUUUACUUCGACAGAUAUUCACACCCGCGUAUAUGGAGCGAGAAACAGAGCUACCUUUCGUAGUAGGUUACAUAUUAUCUACCCCUGUGGAGAGAAAGGAUAUGCGACUUCUAGUGGAAGCUGCUAUUGCUGUUACCGAGUUUGUGCGUUCGGAUGGCAGUACGGUCUCGAACUUACUAGAGAGCAUCGGAGUGCCUGUGAUAUUUAAAAGAGAAGAGGAAGCAUAGGUCGUGGCACAGUUUACACUCAUUAGCGUAUGUCAUAUGACACGAAGAUCUGUGAUGAGCUAUUAAAUACAAAUGAAUGUUGCUACAUUGGUGUUUUACGCAUAGCCCAUUUCAAAUAGUAUCUUAAGUGCCUUAGGUACCUAAGGUUAGGUACCCACCUAAGUAU